Coniophora puteana RWD-64-598 SS2 is the source of this 1587-nucleotide messenger RNA. RefSeq names its product amino acid transporter. The transcript has 11 exons. The record is from RefSeq and is a predicted model, not a curated record. Gene Ontology annotation, cellular component: membrane. Gene Ontology annotation, molecular function: transmembrane transporter activity. NCBI's taxonomy places the organism in Eukaryota, Fungi, Basidiomycota, Agaricomycetes, Boletales, Coniophoraceae. The coding region runs from base 1 to 1587 and encodes 528 amino acids. Gene Ontology annotation, biological process: transmembrane transport.
AUGUCUAAAAGGGAGGAGAAGAGUGCUACGAAUGUCACCAUCGUUGAUGCUGGCGGAGACACUGCGCGUGUUCUCAAAGAAGACGAUGUGCUUCUCGCAGAGUUGGGGUACAAGAGCGAGUUUAAAAGAGAGUUCUCGCUCGUUGAGACGAUUGCUUUUGCGUUCUCCAUCAUGGGUGUGGUUGCAUCCGUGUCGUCCACAUACUCAUUUCCGCUUGAGUCAGGCGGACAUGUUGGGAUGGUGUGGGGCUGGUUCAUACCCUGCUUCUUCGUGAUGACAGUCGCAGCCUCCAUGGCGGAGAUGGUGUCUUCGAUGCCGACAAGUGCAGGAUUGUAUUACUUCUCUGCUAAACUCGCGCCUCCUAGAUGGUCCGCUCUAGCUAGCUGGAUCACCGGUUGGGCUAACAUAACGGGUCAAGUGACGUUGGUUUGUUCCAUUGACUUCACAUGUGCGCAGAUGAUCACAUCUGCAAUAACCGUAGGUUCUGAUGGUACAGUCGUUCCAAGUGAUGGGGCAACAUAUGGCAUUCUGCUCGCCAUCUUGUUUAGUCAUGGGAUCGUAUGCUCCGCCGCAACUCGUGUCUUGGCUAGACUUAACUUGUUCUAUGUCAUCGUCAAUGGUGAGGGCGACGAAACAGUUGGAACAACGAUAGCCGCUAUCGCCUCACUGCUGGUAUACUCGGGGGACAACAGGGUUUCGACUCGUGAUGCGUUCACUCUAUUCCAAAACAAUACAGGGUGGUCGAAUAACGGCUGGGCGUUCUUGCUGGCUUUUACUGCUCCGAUGUGGACUCUUACCGGCUACGACUCGGCAGCUCACAUAUCAGAAGAAGUCUCCAACGCCCAAUACACGGCACCUAUUGCGAUCCUAGUUGGUGUCUUUGGUACUCAGGCCCUUGGAUGGUUGCUCUUUAUCGCUGCGUCUUUCGCCACAAGCUCUGUCACCGAUAUCCUCGGGACUGAUUUACCCCUGCCGAUGGGCCAGCUUUUCCUCAACGUGCUUGGGAAACGAGGCAUGCUCGCAAUAUGGAGCUUUAUCAUUGUGGUUCAGUACGUCACUGGCGCAGCACAGGGCGUCGACGCAUCGCGUGUCGUCUUCGCUUUCGCGCGAGAUAACGCACUCCCCGGAUCACGCUGGUGGAAGAAGGUCAAUCCCCACACGCUUACUCCUGUGAAUGCCGUAUGGUUUGUGAUGAUUGGAGCGGCGGUGUGUGGCUUGCUCGGUUUCUCUGCUGCGGCCCUUUCUUCCCUCGCCGGGGCUGCUGUAAUUGGGUUGUAUGUCUCAUAUGCAACGCCCAUUUUCCUACGCAUUACCUCGGGACGAAAUAAGCUAGUCCCUGGAACGUUCACUCUUGGGCGAUGGUACAUGCCCAUCGGCAUCGUCGCGGUCUCUUGGGUGACGUUCAUUGUGAUUCUGCUGCUUUUUCCUCCGUCCCAGGCGCCGACUGCCCCAUCGAUGAAUUACGCCGUGGUCCUCAUUAUGGGCGUAUUCAUUUUCGCUUCCAUUUCUUGGGUGCUCUCUGCCCACAAAUGGUUCCACGGACCAAUUUCAAAUGUCCACGAUGGUGUGGUCGAGAAGGAGCUGUAG